UUUUUGGAUUGUUGUCUGCUAGGACAGUGGAAUAGCUCAGUCCGUAGUGAGUUGGAUUGUUGUCAGCUAGGACAGUGGAAUAGCUCAGUCCAUAGCAAGUUGGAUUGUUGUCUGCUAGGACAGUGGAAUAGCUCAGUCAGUAAUGAGUUUGAUUGUUGUCAGCUAGGACAGUGGAAUAGUUCAGUCAGUAGUGAGUUGGAUUGUUGUCUACUAGGACAGUGGAAUAGCUCAGUCCGUAGUGAGUUGGAUUGUUGUCAGCUAGGACAGUGGAAUAGCUCAGUCCAUAGCAAGUUGGAUUGUUGUCUGCUAGGACAGUGGAAUAGCUCAGUCAGUAAUGAGUUUGAUUGUUGUCAGCUAGGACAGUGGAAUAGUUCAGUCAGUAGCGAGUUUUUGGAUUUUUGUCUGCUAGGACAGUGGAAUAGCUCAGUCAGUAGUGAGUUUGAUUGUUGUCUGCUAGGACAGUGGAAUAGCUCAGUCAGUAGUGAGUUUGAUUGUUGUCAGCUAGGACAGUGGAAUAGUUCAGUCAGUAGCGAGUUUUUGGAUUGUUGUCUGCUAGGACAGUGGAAUAGU
Lottia gigantea (owl limpet) is the source of this 570-nucleotide messenger RNA. RefSeq lists its product as hypothetical. The transcript has a single exon. Lineage: Eukaryota; Metazoa; Mollusca; Gastropoda; Lottiidae. The annotation marks the transcript as partial. The record is from RefSeq and is a predicted model, not a curated record.